This is a messenger RNA of Phoenix dactylifera (date palm), 2078 nucleotides long. Lineage: Eukaryota; Viridiplantae; Streptophyta; Magnoliopsida; Arecales; Arecaceae. The record is from RefSeq and is a predicted model, not a curated record.
UGACCCGCGUUUUUGAUAGAGGGAGACGGUUCGUUUCGGGACGCCAUUAGGGCUUUUGGUUUCGAUCCAUGGAGGACGAGGAGCGAUCGCUGUUGGAAGGGCUUAUCUCGGAGAAUGGAAGUAAUGGACCAUACACAGGGGAUGGAUCAGUUGACAUCAAAGGAAAUCCUAUCUUGAAGCACAGGACAGGCAACUGGAGAGCAUGCUCUUUUAUUCUAGGUACUGAAUGCUGUGAACGGUUAGCCUACUAUGGAAUAUCAAAAAAUCUUGUCACUUAUCUUACAACAAAGCUACAUGAAGGAAAUGUCACUGCAGCAAGAAAUGUUUCAACUUGGCAAGGCACUUGCUAUCUUACACCCCUAAUUGGAGCUGUUUUAGCAGAUUCAUACUGGGGAAAAUACUGGACGAUUGCAAGUUUCUCAACUGUAUACCUCAUGGGAAUGGUCACACUGACUCUUUCAGCAUCAGUUCCUGCUUUUAAGCCUCCUGCAUGUGUAGGGUUUGUUUGCCCAGAAGCAAGCUCAGCUCAGUAUGUCAUGUUCUUUUUUGGUCUCUAUAUGAUCGCAUUAGGGGCUGGUGGCAUCAAACCUUGUGUUUCGUCCUUUGGAGCUGACCAGUUUGAUGAUACUGAUCCAGUGGAGAGAACUAAAAAGGGCUCUUUCUUCAAUUGGUUUUAUUUCUGUAUCAACAUUGGUGCUUUUGUAUCAGGCACUUUUCUUGUGUGGGUACAAGACAAUUGCGGUUGGGGCUUGGGCUUUGCCAUUCCUACUUUUUUCAUGGGAUUAGCUAUUGGAAGUUUCUUCGUAGGCUCGAAAAUUUAUAGAUUUCAGAAACCUGGAGGAAGCCCUAUUGUAAGAGUGUGCCAGGUGAUUGUUGCAUUUGUUCGUAAGUGGAACGUAGAGUUGCCCCAUGAUAGCUCUCUUCUCUACGAACUAUCCGGGAAAACCUCGGCAAUAGAAGGAAGCCGGAAACUGGAGCACACCGCUGAACUCACAUUCCUUGACAAGGCUGCCGUCGUGUCAAAUCUUAAUGUAAAACAUGAAAAUUUCUCCGAUCCAUGGAGGCUUUGCACUGUCACUCAGGUGGAGGAACUCAAGAUACUGGUCAGAAUGUUCCCUAUUUGGGCCACUAGCAUAGUGUUCUCCGCGGUAUAUGCACAAAACUCCUCCAUGUUUUUGGAGCAAGGGAUGGUCCUAGACAACCACAUUGGUUCCUUUAAUAUUCCUCCUGCCUCCCUAUCAACAUUUGAUGUUAUCAGCGUUAUCAUUUGGGUUCCAGUCUAUGACAGAGUGCUUGUACCACUAGCAAGGAGGUUCACUGGCAAGGAAAGAGGCUUUUCAGAGCUGCAACGAAUUGGAAUUGGUCUAUUCUUGUCCAUGCUUGCAAUGGCCGCUGCCGCAUUGGUAGAGACCAAGCGUUUAGAAAUUGCAGAAUCUGAAGAUUUAAUACAUCAGAAGGUUGCAGUGCCAUUGAGUAUUCUUUGGCAGAUACCUCAGUAUUUCCUUGUAGGUGCUGGUGAAGUAUUUACUUGUAUUGGGCAGGUUGAGUUUUUCUAUGACCAGUCCCCAGAUGCAAUGCGGAGUCUUUGUAGUGCUUUUGCCCUUCUUACAGUUUCAGCUGGGAGCUACCUAAGCUCACUCAUUCUGACUGUCGUUACCUCAAUAACAACUCAAGGAGGAAGACCUGGAUGGAUUCCUGAUAACUUAAAUGAAGGCCAUCUUGAUCGCUUCUUCUGGCUAGUAGCUGGACUCAGCUUCUUAAAUCUAUUCGUUUUUGUUUACUGUGCCAUGAGAUACAAAUGCAAGAGAGCUUCCUGAGUUGGUUUGAUUGCAGCGAUGGCUUGGAUACUGUAUUCAUUGGCUGGUGUCGGCUAUUCCAAUGUAUUUUGUGGACGCUUGCAGUGUUCAAUGGGAAACUCCUGCCUGCAGAUUUCAGGCUUUGAUGCCUGUAAAAUUGUAUCUUCCUUAAAGGAAAAAAUUGUGUUUAUUGAAUCGUAUUUUCAGAGAGAACUAUGUAUUUUUAUGCCACCUGGUUGUACACAAUUCCAAUGCAACAAAUAGUUCAUUCUUGCAUUUUUA